Molecule: messenger RNA, 2505 nt
Organism: Penicillium brevicompactum
Lineage: Eukaryota; Fungi; Ascomycota; Eurotiomycetes; Eurotiales; Aspergillaceae
Product: beta-glucosidase
Exons: 4
Coding region: 1-2505 (834 amino acids)
Biological process (GO): glucan catabolic process
Molecular function (GO): beta-glucosidase activity
Source: RefSeq, a predicted model, not a curated record
AUGAUUGACGAGACCACUUUGCUGGACCGCCUCUCACUGGAGGACAAGGUUCAGCUUCUGUCAGCAGUGGAUUGGUGGCGGACUCCCACAAUCAAGAAAGACGAUGUAUUUAUUCCUCACAUCAAGGUAUCUUUGCAUCAACAUCUUCUGCUCACCUUGUCUCGUCCCGAUAUUAACCAAUGUCAGAUGUCAGAUGGGCCCAACGGGGCUCGAGGCGAAAGCUACGUGAUAUUCCCAUUUUUCAACAAAGUCCGCCCUACAGUGUUGCUUAUCGGGUUGUACAUAGGGGGACGAAACUAUGAGACUUAUUCCGAAGACCCGUAUGUCAUAGGAACUCUUGCCGCUGCUUUUGUCAAUGGAUGCCAAUCGCAGGGGAUCGCCGCGACCCCUAAGCACUUUGUUGCAAAUGACUCAGAGAAGCGCCGCACCAAAAUGACGUCCGAGAUUGAUGAGCAGACACUGCGGGAGAUAUACAUGCUCCCUUUCCAACUCGCAUUGCGCCAUUCAGACCCAUGGUGCUUGAUGACAUCAUACAACAAAGUCAAUGGAGAGUACUGUGCCGACAGCAACCGACUGAUCGAAGAUAUCCUCAGAAAGGAAUGGGGCUUUUCUGGCGUCGUCGUCUCUGACUGGCUUGGAGUAUACUCGACCGCCAAGGCUGUCAACUCCGGCCUCGACCUAGAGAUGCCGGGUCCCACAAGGUGGAGAGGCUCAAAGCUCCUCAAGGAGGUAGAGAACUCUACUGUGAACAUCGAAGCCGUCAAUUUGAGCGUCAAGAGAAUAUUGGCCUUGGCCAAGAAGACAGGCCGUUUCGAUAACCCGGAAGAAAAGCCGGAAAAAUCAGUUCUCGACGAUAAUCGCAUGGAGUUCAUUGCUAAUCUUGCCGCUGAAGGAGCCGUCCUCCUUAAAAAUGAGCAUGAGCUACUCCCACUUAAGCCAAAUACACGCGUGGCCGUGAUCGGCCAUCAUGCAACAAAUCCCAGCAUCGGCGGCGGCGGAAGUGCUAAGGUCCUCGCUCAGCAUAUCGUGUCUCCUCUCGAAGCUCUCGAGAAAUCCAAUCUUCAAUGCCGGUAUAGCCCAGGCGUUCCAGUACAUGCGACAGUACCCCAUGUUGAGCCCGGUGUCAUUUCCGCAAUCCUUGACACCUCCUCCCACCAGACAGACCUGAACACCCUCCCAAUCUUACUGGAGUGGUUCAAUAGCUCGGUUGUGGGCCACAACAAAGUCAAUGAGCAAAGAAUCGCUGUUGCCGAGUACAUGAUCAAGGAAGCAUGGCCAGAGUUCCUCGAUCGCCAAUACUGCACUCGCAUGUCGUUUGCACUGAGUCCGCGUAGUGAAGGAAAUCACACUUUCUCAGUCAUUACUACCGGGGUGACAAAGGUUUUUGUGAAUGGCGAGGAGGUUUUCCACCGAGAGCAAGAGUCUCCUCUUAUGCCCGAGUCGUUUUACUUCUACAAGGCUAAAAUUGAGCGGAAGUUUACUCUGCCCUUGUCCAAAAACUGCCCCGUCAAAGUUGAGAUUCAUUCGUGGGCAGCGGAUGCAGAAGUACUGAGUCGAGUUGAGGGAACAGUUUUCCAGGGAUCUUCGCUUCGCUUCAUGGAAUACAUCGACGUCCCGAAGGCUGUCCACAACGCUUCCAUCGUUGCCUCUGAAGUCGACGUAGCCAUUGUUUUUGUCGGAAACACAAACGAGAUUGAGUCAGAGGGAUACGAUCGGGAGACUAUGGACUUGACAAAAGACCAAUAUUCGCUGAUUUCUGCUGUGGCGGCUCAGAACCCCAAGACCAUCGUUGUCAACUUCUCAGGCUCUCCGGUAACGGUCAGUCCUUUCAUUGAUCAAGUUCCAGUGUUCCUGCAAUCCUGGUUCGCUGGCCAAGAAUGCGGGAACUCUGUUGCCAAAAUCCUGACUGGUGUCGUGAAUCCUUGUGGGAAACUCCCCAUGUCAUGGCCCCGCAAGAAUGAAGAUAACCCGGCUUUCAACAAUUUCCCUUGCGAUGACAACGACGUCCUUCUUUACGAAGAGAAACUCAAAGUAGGCUAUCGCUUUUACGAUGAACCAGACACACCUAGUCCCCAAUUUCCCUUUGGAUACGGCCUCUCAUACACGACCUUUGAGCUCUUCAGUUUCAACCUUGCAAGUGCUGAAUUUGGCGAGCCUAACCAGACUAAGGUUAGACUUGUUUACGAGGCGGGCAACACAGGCCCCAGAGCUGGGAAGACUGUUGUUCAAAUUUACGUCUCUUACAGUGCAGCUUCGGCUGGGGCGCAUCACCCUCGCCCCCCGAAGGAGUUGAAAUCCUUCAAAAAGAUCCACUUAGAAUCAGGAGAGCGACGACAGGUGGAUUUGGUCCUUGACAAGUACGCAUUUAGUUUCUUUGACUCACAAGAAGGUCAAUGGAAACUACAGGAAGGACAGUACACUGUUCAUGCGAGCUUUUCUUCUGCGGAAAAGCCGCUUUCAGUCAAGCUCAAUGUUCCAAAGUCACACUACUGGACAGGUGUUUAG